Trichoderma citrinoviride is the source of this 2112-nucleotide messenger RNA. RefSeq lists its product as hypothetical. Bases 1 to 2112 code for a protein of 703 amino acids. The transcript has 6 exons. The record is from RefSeq and is a predicted model, not a curated record. NCBI's taxonomy places the organism in Eukaryota, Fungi, Ascomycota, Sordariomycetes, Hypocreales, Hypocreaceae. Gene Ontology annotation, molecular function: DNA binding; DNA-binding transcription factor activity, RNA polymerase II-specific; zinc ion binding. Gene Ontology annotation, cellular component: nucleus. Gene Ontology annotation, biological process: DNA-templated transcription; regulation of DNA-templated transcription.
AUGGAGUUUGGCCCCAGAAGGAUCGAAAAGCGGAAUCGGGCGCCUGUCUCGUGCGAACCAUGUCGAGCUCGAAAGCAAAUGUGCAAUCGCGGCCAGCCAUGCGAGGGAUGCACCAGGCGAAACCAGGCGUCCCUCUGCCGCUAUGCGCCAAAUGCCAUUCGAAACAAGCCUCGGCCACCUAAGCCGGGCAACAUCCAGGAGCGGCUGGACAAUCUCGAGAUGAUGUUGACUUCGAUAGCGUCGAAUCCCGCCGCUCUUGGGAUCGGGGUAGGAGGAGUCAAGACCGGCAAACAAAUUGCGCCAAACACCACUACCACCACCACCACCACCACCACCAGAGGGUCAGCAGGUUUCCCACAGCAUCAAGCAUCCGUCACUCUACCACCGACUCGCCAGGAGGAUCUCGUCUUACCACCCGAACAGCCUCAUCGCCACGAAUGUGAAAAUGGCCAAGUCAGCUUCAUAGAGCCCAGCCACUGGAGGGCCAUCUUGGACGAGAUCAAGGAAGUCCGGGAGCAUCUGUCUGCGUUUGAGCGCCCCCUGCUUCAAGAAGAGCCGGAUCGCAAGAGCUUCUCCCCGGAAGAAGGGGCCGAGUAUCUCUUUGGGACAUUCCCGGUCGUUGAGAUGGAAGACGUCAUCAAUUCCCUGCCGCCAAGAUUGGUUUGCGAUGCUCUUGUCUCUCAGUAUUUCAACGCGAAGUUCAUGGUUCUGGGCAUCCUGCAUCCAGGCAAAUUCCAGAAAGAGUAUGAGAGAUUCUGGGAAGCUCCCAUGAAAGCACCUCCUCUCUGGGUUGCACUCCUCUUUUCCGUCCUCAGCCUUACGACGAGUCUCCGCCAAAUCGCCUUUCCUUCGGAGAGCAACGAUUCGGGACCAACUGCCAGCACGUUACAACAGCGGACCGUAGAGUGUCUCGUCCUGGGACGGUUCGCCACCGCAAACGCAUACGCCCUGGAGGCCAUGGUCCUCCAUCUGCAAAGCUGUUACCUCACCCAUAAUAAGCUCACAUCCGACCACUGGUUCGAAAUGGGCACCUUGAUCCGCCUCGCCUUUCGGAUAGGCUAUCACCGUGACCCAGAUAAACUACCGGGCAUCUCGGUCUUUGACGGGGAGAUGCGACGCCGUGUUUGGCAUAACAUAUUCCAGGUGGAUGCGCUGAUGUCCUUCCAGAUGGGCUUUCCCAGCAUGAUUCCAACCGAGUUCUGCGACACAAAGGUGCCGAGAAACCUGCAGUUUUCCGACCUCGAAAUAGGCAUGACUUCGCUCCCCCCUGGACGACCGCUGUUCGAAAACACCCCCAUCAGAUACCCAAUUGCAAAGUCGGGCAUCAUGGCAGUCUUCAAAAAGGUUGUUGCGCACUCUCAGUCUUUAUCGCUGCCAACCUACGACAACACUAUCAUGCUCGAUGGCGAACUGAGGGAGACGUAUAACUCCCUACCUGAGAUACUCAAAGCCAGAGAUGUCAACCGUUCGUUCAUGGAUCCCUCAAGCCUCAUCUUCGAAAGGACCACCCUCGAGAUGCUUUACUUGAAGGGGCUCAUUGUUCUCCAUCGGCGAUACAUCAAUUACGACGUCGACAGCCGUCGAUUUGAGCACUCCAGACGAACCUGUGCCGAAGCAGCCCUCGAUAUUCUGGCUCGCCACGCGGAUUUGCACCAGGCCUCACAACCUGGAGGGCGCCUGUACGACGACCGCUGGAUGGUCUCGUCCCUGACCAUGCACGACUUUCUCCUGGCUGCCAUGGUGGUUUGCUUGGAUCUUUCCGUCCGCCUUCGACGCCCUUCAAGUAUCUUGUCGCCCGGCAAAGACCAUGAUGCCCUGACCAGAAGGGAGUAUCGUGCAUUGCAGACAUCGCAAGCCAUCUGGGCAGCGACCAGCACAAUAUCUCCAGAAGCAGGUCUUGCGGCUGCAGCGCUCGGACUGAUGAUACAAAAGGUAGCUGAGAAGGACGCCAAGAAAUCACGUCCCGCUGUUUCUACCGAGGACCUCCCAUAUGCAGGCACUAUGUCGCAGAUGAUUGACAGCAUUGAGGGGCUGGAUUGGCCGAUUGAUGGAACACGUAUGGAGGGAUUUGACCUGGAUACUGGUGCUUCUCACUGGUUUGAUAUGCAGUAA